UUUCCGUUUUUUUAUGUUUUUUUUUUUUACUUUAGACACGGACAACAUCUAAUACUACUACUGUCAGGAGUUGGUCAGGCUUUUUAUCAACAACUGCCAGUUGAAUUCACUACCACAAUAUCUGGGGACAGAUGGACUGGCGAGGCUGUUAUCCCCUGGACAUACUUCCCUCCCAAUGUCAACAAGAUGAACUCGUAUGCUAUUCAUGGCUCAGGAGAGGCACGUACAUAUGAGGCUCUCUACCCCAUCCCUAAAGCCGACAUCAUGGAAGGCCAACAGCCAAAUUUCCAUCGCCUGGAGUAUUUCCAGAAUUUCCGCCUGCAGAGUAUUAUGGGAGAGGACUGGAUCCAGCCAGAAUCGGAUCUGUGGAAGGGAAAAGCCUGAGGUUUUGCUAAAAAAUGCUACCUUUCUCUGUUUUUCUUUUUGCAGAAACAAAUUAUUAAUCAAAUCAUUUAUUUGACAAAAUGGCAAAAAAAUUUCUUACAAUUCAAAAGGCACAUUUUCUUUAAUAAUAUAAAACGGUUAAUGAUUCCUCUGCUGCUGUUUAGAGAACAUGUGCCAACAAUCAUACACAGAGAUUAUGUCAGUGUUAACCUAAGGAUUGAUUUUGCUUCAUCAGUUGUCAUGUAUAAAUAUGUUGUAAUUUUUUUAUAAGAAAAAAUAAAUAAA
This is a messenger RNA of Cyprinodon variegatus (sheepshead minnow), 669 nucleotides long. RefSeq names its product chromosome unknown open reading frame, human C4orf33 (gene cunh4orf33). The transcript has 3 exons. NCBI's taxonomy places the organism in Eukaryota, Metazoa, Chordata, Actinopteri, Cyprinodontiformes, Cyprinodontidae. The annotation marks the transcript as partial. The record is from RefSeq and is a predicted model, not a curated record.